This is a messenger RNA of Ogataea polymorpha, 1956 nucleotides long. RefSeq lists its product as uncharacterized. Gene Ontology annotation, biological process: budding cell bud growth; fungal-type cell wall biogenesis; carbohydrate catabolic process. NCBI's taxonomy places the organism in Eukaryota, Fungi, Ascomycota, Pichiomycetes, Pichiales, Pichiaceae. The record is from RefSeq and is a predicted model, not a curated record. Bases 1 to 1314 code for a protein of 437 amino acids. Gene Ontology annotation, molecular function: mannan endo-1,6-alpha-mannosidase activity. The transcript has a single exon.
AUGGCGGUCGACCUCGACAUCAGCAGUCACAGCUCCAUCCAGGCCGCUACGGCGCUGAUUGCAGACGGUUUGAUGGACUACUACUGGGGAUACAAGUACGGAGGAACCAUUGGAAUGUUCACGAAUCCCUACUACUGGUGGGAGGCCGGAGGAGCCUGGGGGUCGAUGAUCGAUUACUGGUAUUUUCUGCAAAACGACACAUUUGAGGAAACCAUCAAGGAGGCGCUGUUGUACCAGACAGGAGACAACUGGGAUUACAUCCCUUUGAAUCAAUCCACCACCGAGGGAAACGAUGAUCAGGCGUUCUGGGGCAUUGCUGCGAUCCAGGCGGCGGAGCGGAACUUCACAAACCCUGCGUCCGACCAGCCUCAGUGGCUGUAUCUUGCGCAGGCGGUGUUCAACACGAUGGCCUGGAGAUGGGACACGGAGCACUGUGCUGGAGGACUCAGAUGGCAGAUUUUCCAGUGGAACUCGGGCUACGACUACAAGAACACGGUCUCGAACGCAGGCUUGUUCCACAUUGGCGCGCGGCUCGCGAGAUUCACCGCCAACGACACCUACGUCGACUGGGCCGAAAAAAUCUACGACUGGCUUCUCGGCGUGGAAUUUAUCACCGAGGGAGACACGUACAAUUUUGCCUACGACGGCGGAAGCAUCAACGACAACUGCUCGUCUGUGGUGAAGUACCAGUGGUCGUACAACGCCGGGAUGAUGCUUUCGGGCUGUGCUUAUCUGUACAACUACACGGAGGACGACAUCUGGAGAGAGCGGACACUCAAGUUUCUGAACGGGCUGGUUGUCUUCACGCCCAACAGCGCGCAGGACGAUGUGUAUGUGCUGCAGGAGACCGCGUGCGUGGGGUCGGACUCGUGUAACAACGACCAGCGCUCGUUCAGAGCAUAUCUGAUCCGGUUCAUGGGGCUAACGGCCUUGAUGGUGCCGGAAACACAGGACACCAUCAACAAGUACAUUCAGCAGUCGGCGCAGGCGGCCGCGCAGUCGUGCUCGGGAGGCACGGACGGCCACACGUGCGGGCUGAACUGGACGCACAGCGGCUGGGACGGGUACUACGGGCUGGGAGAGCAGAUGUGUGCUCUGGAGGCUAUCCAGAACGUGCUUAUCUACGACAGACCAGCUCCGUACACGUCGUCGAACGGAGGCUCGUCUACAGGAGACGGCGCAGCCGGAUCGGAGAGCACGCAAUUGACGGACCAGCCGCUGAAGCUGGACCGCGGCGACACUGCCGGAGCAGCCAUUAUUACGGUGCUGAUUGGGGUGAGUAUUAUCGCACUGGCGUGCUGGUUAUUAGUGUAAUGUACAUGGGUCAUUUCUGUCUGUUGGUCUCCAAAACCUCCCGCAGGUACGCGUCUUCGCCACUCUCUUUGUGGUUCAGGUGGUGGUUCUCCUCAUACACGCUCAGGCCGAUCGACCCCAGAAGCAGGGCCACCGUGAUGAACUGCGCGUACAUUCUCGCCUGCACGAAUUUCUGCGUCUUGGUCAGCAGUGGGUCUCUGUUGACGUACAUCCAGGACCCGACCAUGGACGCUGCCCAAAGACCGGUGAUGAUCUUGUACUUGUUGUUCGACAGAGACUCGACCACCUUCUCUGUUGGGGACAGCCUGGCCCAUCUUCUGUGCUCUUCGAGCACCUUGCGCUGGUGGAACUCGGACGAGUACAUGUCGGAGUCGAACCUGGUGGACGCCAACUCGGCGUUGACGGCAGUGGUAAACGCUGGCGGAAUGAUGGCGGUGGCCGUCUUGAUGGACCACGGCAUCUUGAGCAGCUUGGGAUAGUAUCUAGGAGCCAUGGCGUACACUCCGACGGACACAAGGGUUCCCAAGCAGAACCCGUUGAAACCUCCGGUGAUGGUGGCCCACGAAUGGGCGUCGAUCUCUUCUUGGCUGACAAUCUUCAUAUUAGUUGCGUGCAGGUAGUUUGCGAAUUUUACUCUUUAAA